This is a messenger RNA of Closterium sp. Naga37s-1, 12324 nucleotides long. NCBI's taxonomy places the organism in Eukaryota, Viridiplantae, Streptophyta, Zygnematophyceae, Desmidiales, Closteriaceae. The record is from the annotation of a GenBank genome assembly.
AUGGACACGUACACGCAGGCGCUCAAGGUUCUCUCUCUCGAACGCGCCGCUUUCCCCGAUGCUAGCGCGUCCGCCACCGCUUCCCCUCACCCCGCGGAAAGCGCCCGUCAGGGUUCACUUCCCGGGCAUUGGCGGCGCAGGAGGGGCGGAAGGACUUCCGCGCGCGGGGGACGGGGGGAGGCGUCUGGCGGAAAGCGCGCGCACAGGAGCCAGUCGGAGAAGAAGCCGCAAGCGAACCUGAUGCCUCCGCUUUCCCCCAUCUCCCCAACCUCCGCGCGUGCUGCGGACGUAACCCCCAUACGCGGACACCCGGUCAGCGCUUUGCGCACAGAAACGCCCCCAGGAAGCGCCGUCGCGGCGUUAUCGGCGCAAGAAGUAUCCCCCGCUGCUGCGGCGGCGGAGGGGGCUCUAGACGGCAGGCGGCGGCGGCAGCGGCUCAUAGGACGGCAGAUUGCAUGGGCGGCGGCUCCCGCGGAAGGGGAACUUUCUCCUUCCGCUGGUUGCAGGGAGACAGGGAUGGGGGGAAGAGUGGGGGAGGCGCGGGGGGAGGCGCACGAAGAAGCAGACGUGGUGGAGGUGGUCGGGGGAGGGAGGGAAUGGGAGACGGGGAGCGGAGGUGCGGAGGCGGGGGGAGAGAGUGGGAGUGUCAAUUUGAUUAAGGGCAAAAAGGAUGGGCGAAUGGGGGAGCAGAGGGGGGAGCAGAGGGGCCGGGUAAGUGGCGGAAAGGGGCUAAGAGCGUGGGAGGUGGCGGGGGGAGAUGGUCAGCGGGCGGGGGAGAGGGCCGCAGGUCGAGCAGGGGGAACAGAAGGCAGGAUAGGGGGGGACUGCGAAGAGAGUAAGGACGGGGGGAGCGCGGAUGAAGGGAAGGAGGAAGAGGAGGGAGAGGAGGACGAUGAGGAGGAGGAGGAGGAAGAGGAGGAGGAGGAGGAGGAAGAGGAGGAGGAGGAGGAAGAGGAGGAGGAGGAGGAGGAAGAGGAGGAGGAGGAACCGGAGGAGGAGGAAGGGGAGGAAGGGGAAAAGCAGGAGGGGGUGGGUGGUGUGGGGAGAGCAGGGAAGCAGCCGAGCGGACAGGCGGCAGCAGAGGCACAGUUGCUUGUGAGUGACCCGAGACAGGCUUCUAGUCAACACCUGUCAGUGGGAGGAGCAUCAGCACAAGCAGAACCGGUGCAAGCAGCAUCAGCACAGCAGCCCUUGACGAUACACUCUCAGCCGCUACAAAGGGAGCAAAAGGAGGAGGACGGGGGAGCAGUGGCGGCUAUUGAGGCGAAUCAAGAGGCUGCAGGGGAAUGUGCGUCACAGCAGCCAUGGGAGGCACCCUCCAGCACGCACGGCGCAGCAGAGGCGAUGGGGAUGGGCACGGGCACGGGCGUGGGAACAGGCAUGGGCAUGGGCAUGGGCAUGGGCAUGGGCGUGGGAACAGGCAUGGGCAUGGGCACGGGCGUGGGAACAGGGAUGGGCAUGGGCAUGGGCAUGGGCGUGGGAACAGGGAUGGGCAUGGGCAUGGGCAUGGGCAUGGGCGUGGGAACAGGCAUGGGCAUGGGCACGGGCGUGGGAACAGGGAUGGGCAUGGGCAUGGGCAUGGGCAUGGGCAUGGGCGUGGGAACAGGCAUGGGCAUGGGCACGGGCGUGGGAACAGGGAUGGGCAUGGGCAUGGGCAUGGGCGUGGGAACAGGGAUGGGCAUGGGCAUGGGCAUGGGCAUGGGCGUGGGAACAGGCAUGGGCAUGGGCACGGGCGUGGGAACAGGGAUGGGCAUGGGCAUGGGCAUGGGCAUGGGCAUGGGCGUGGGAACAGGCAUGGGCAUGGGCACGGGCGUGGGAACAGGGAUGGGCAUGGGCAUGGGCAUGGGCGUGGGAACAGGGAUGGGCAUGGGCAUGGGCAUGGGCAUGGGCGUGGGAACAGGCAUGGGCAUGGGCACGGGCGUGGGAACAGGGAUGGGCAUGGGCAUGGGCAUGGGCAUGGGCAUGGGCGUGGGAACAGGCAUGGGCAUGGGCACGGGCGUGGGAACAGGGAUGGGCAUGGGCAUGGGCAUGGGCGUGGGAACAGGGAUGGGCAUGGGCAUGGGCAUGGGCAUGGGCGUGGGAACAGGCAUGGGCAUGGGCACGGGCGUGGGAACAGGGAUGGGCAUGGGCAUGGGCAUGGGCAUGGGCAUGGGCGUGGGAACAGGCAUGGGCAUGGGCACGGGCGUGGGAACAGGGAUGGGCAUGGGCAUGGGCAUGGGCGUGGGAACAGGGAUGGGCAUGGGCAUGGGCAUGGGCAUGGGCGUGGGAACAGGCAUGGGCAUGGGCACGGGCGUGGGAACAGGGAUGGGCAUGGGCAUGGGCAUGGGCAUGGGCAUGGGCGUGGGAACAGGCAUGGGCAUGGGCACGGGCGUGGGAACAGGGAUGGGCAUGGGCAUGGGCAUGGGCGUGGGAACAGGGAUGGGCAUGGGCAUGGGCAUGGGCAUGGGCGUGGGAACAGGCAUGGGCAUGGGCACGGGCGUGGGAACAGGGAUGGGCAUGGGCAUGGGCAUGGGCAUGGGCAUGGGCGUGGGAACAGGCAUGGGCAUGGGCACGGGCGUGGGAACAGGGAUGGGCAUGGGCAUGGGCAUGGGCGUGGGAACAGGGAUGGGCAUGGGCAUGGGCAUGGGCAUGGGCGUGGGAACAGGCAUGGGCAUGGGCACGGGCGUGGGAACAGGGAUGGGCAUGGGCAUGGGCAUGGGCAUGGGCAUGGGCGUGGGAACAGGCAUGGGCAUGGGCACGGGCGUGGGAACAGGGAUGGGCAUGGGCAUGGGCAUGGGCGUGGGAACAGGGAUGGGCAUGGGCAUGGGCAUGGGCAUGGGCGUGGGAACAGGCAUGGGCAUGGGCACGGGCGUGGGAACAGGGAUGGGCAUGGGCAUGGGCAUGGGCAUGGGCAUGGGCGUGGGAACAGGCAUGGGCAUGGGCACGGGCGUGGGAACAGGGAUGGGCAUGGGCAUGGGCAUGGGCGUGGGAACAGGGAUGGGCAUGGGCAUGGGCAUGGGCAUGGGCGUGGGAACAGGCAUGGGCAUGGGCAUGGGCAUGGGCGUGGGAACAGGCAUGGGCAUGAGAAGAACGAACCUCAUCCCCGCUGCUGCUGCUGUGGCCACUCCAAGGCCGCGGCCAAGCGAGGGCUUCUGGGCCCACGUGGAGGGCUUCUUCCGCCCUGUCACCACUGCUGACGUGGCGCUGCUCUCCCCUGCUGCUUACGUGGCACACUUCAGCCGCAUCACGGAGCGAGAUCCCGCCUUUGCCCUGCCCCCUGCAGGCCACCGCCCCCGCUUAGACCACCACUCAGUGCUGACCUCAAAGGGGCGCGCACAGGAAGGGGGGGCACAUGCAGUGAUGGCAGUGGUGCCACGGCAGGGGGGGAAACAGGGGCUUGUGAAGGGGGAGGGGACGUGGAGGGGGGAUGGAGUAGGAGAUGGGCGUUUGGGGGAACAGGGGGGUGAGAGAAGGGCGGGGGAGGAUGGGCAGGGGGGAGCGGGGCGAGAGGGGGGACAGGCGGGAAUGCAGCUGCAGGGGCAGCAGUUGCAGCAGCAGCAGGGGGAGCAGCAACAGCGAGGCCAGCAGCAGCCGCAGAAGCGGAGGAGGCAGAGGCAGCAGGGAGGGGCAGUGAGGGCUGGGGGGAGCGACAGACAGCUGCGGAAGAGGAGGGGGGGGCAGGUGGGGGAGGGAGGGGAUGGUGCUGCUGCAGGGGCCAGGGCUGGGGUGAGUGACGGUGCAGUGAGUAGUGGCGUUAGGGUGGGUGGUGGCGAUGUGACCGUGGUGGUGCCUGGGAGUAAGAGGCGGCGCACACGACUGGGUGGCGGUGGGGGUGGUGGGGGUGCUGGUGUUGCUGGUGCCGCGGGAAGGGGGAGGCAGGGGGGAGGGAAGGGAGCAGAGGGGGGAGCGGAGGAGGAGGAGGGGGGAGGGGAUGGGGAGGCGUGUGACGUGUGUUGCCAGACAGACAGUGACGAUGCAAACCCCAUUGUGUUCUGCGAUGGCUGUGACGUGGCUGUGCACUGCCAGUGCUACGGCAUCCCCCCUGCUGCCCUGCUGCCCGUGGGGGGAGAGGAACGGACGAGAGAAAAAGGGGAGGGAGAGCCGGAGCAGGGAGGGGGGGAGCACAGUAGGGAUGACGAGGAGGAGGAGGCAAGUCUGCCAUGGCUGUGUGCGCGGUGCAGCAGCAGCCGGCCCGCUGAGGUGCGCUGUGCGCUCUGCCCUGUGCUCUCCGGCAUGUGCGCAGUGCCCUUCCACCCCAUGUGCGCGCGCCAGGGGGGCUUGCUCAUGACCCUCUCCGCCUCCCCCUGCUCCCCCCGCGUGCUCCUUAAGGCCUUCUGCCCCCGCCACUCCGCCGUGCGCCUCCCCCCCCUGCUGCAGCAGCUGCAGGCAGGGGCAGGCGGAGGGGGAGGGAAAGGGGAAGAGGGCCGGGAGGUGGGGAAGGAAAGGGGAAGGGGAAUUGCUGGUGGGGUGAUGGGAGGGACGGAGGGAAGCUGGGGGGGUGAGAGACACGGAGAGGAAGGGCAUGAGGGAGAGGAGGAGGAUGAGGAAGAAGGGGAGGGAGGGGAGGACGGAGGUGAGGAGGAGGGAGAAAGGGGGGGAGAAGGGGAGGGGUCACAAGGGAACUUGGAAGAUAAGGAGGGGCCAUUUAGGUCAGAGGGUACUGGCGGUGAAGCAUGUGCCGUGGGUGAGGGACGGGGAGCAGGGAGGAUGGAUGGGUGUGAGAAGGGAGAGAGGGACGGAGGAAAUGGAAUGCUGGUGGGGAGAGAGGAGGGAGGAAGGGAUGGUGCAGAUGCAGGAAGGGCGAUGAACAGAGGGGAUGUUGGGUCCUGUGGCAGUGGUGCUUGUGGUGACGUUGUAAUGACGGAUGCAAGUGUGUCAACAGCAGCAGCACAGGCAGUGGCAGGGCAGGCAGAGCGGGCGGUAGGGGAGGUAGCAGCUGGGGAGGCAACAGGGGAGGUAACAGGGGAGGCAGCAGCUGUGGCAGAGGAGUCAGAUGACGAUGAUGUGGUGGUGUUGGUGGAGGAAGGAUCAGUGAGGGAGGAGGUGGACGCAGCGGCAGCAGCAGGGACAAGGGGUUGCCUGCCAGAGGCAUCAGGAAGGAGUGUGCGCAGCGAAGCAAGGCCCAAUGCUAGUGCAGCAGGUGCUGUGAUGCCAGUUGCACGUGCUGAUGUGGCACAAGCGGCACAUGCUGAUGUGGUGCCAGCGAAGCAGGCCCAGGCUGACGUGGAGUGGCCCAGAUUGGAGGGCACUGCUGCGCUGGCGCUGAGUCAGCAGGUGCGGUGCCACGCGUACGUGCAGAGAUAUGCUGAAAUGCUGCAGGUUUCAGGUAGAGAGGGGAGGAGCUCAGCAGGUGAAGAAGCUCCUAAGGACUCUAAUCAAGAGGGGGCGGAAGGAGAGAAUGAGGGUGAAAGUUGUUUGGGGCUCGUGAAGGAAGAAGAAAGGCAGGUGGAAGGGAAAGUGAAGGAAGAGGAGGGGAUAAGAGACGGCGGGGAGGAAGUCAAGCAAGGAGAGGAGCACAAAGCACGCAGGAGGGAGCAGGAAAUGCAGCUGAUCCGUUCAGAUGGUGCACUGGUGCAGGUGGCACCUGAGGGAGGCACACCUGAGGACGAGGUCACAUCAGAGCUCAUCAUAGCACAGACCCAGCUGCUGUCCGUCCUGCACACCCUCUCCCACCGUUGUCAACACCUGCUGCACCGCAUGCUACCGCGCCUGCAGACGGAGAGGCAAGCAGCAGAGGCGCAGCAGCAGGGGAAGGCGGCAGUUGAGGAGUAUCUUGGGGUGCUGAGGGAGCAGCGGAAGCAGGGGCGGAGGGACCGGCGGGAGAGGGAGGCCCAGGCUGUGCUGGCAGCGGCUGAGGCUGCUGCUGCUGCUUCUCCCCGUGUGGGGCAUUUGAAGCGGGACCCUGGGGGCCCUGCUGGGGUGGGUGCUGCUGCUCCUGCUAGUCCUCUGGGCGUUUCUUCUCUUGCUGCUGCUGGUCCUGCUGCAGGUGCUGCUGCUGCUGCUGCUGCUGCUGCUGCUGCUGCUGCUGCUGCGGGGUUGUUGAAUGGAGUGGGUGGUGAGGGGGAUGGACAGAUGGAGAGUGGUGCAGUGAGGUAUGGGGAGGUGGGGGAGGCAGUGGAGGAGGGGGAGGAAGGGGAACGCAAGUGGGAAGGCGAGGUAGAGGAGGAGGGUAUGUGGAGGGAGUGUGGGGCGUGCUGGCAGAGGGAGUGUGGGUCGCACAAGAGCAUGAUUGAGUGUGGAAAGUGCCACGUGGCUGUUCACCACUGGUGUUACGGCGUGCCUGAAGGGAGGUCGGGGCCGUGGUUGUGCCAGGUGUGCCGCUGGAAUUGGGCGGUGGGAGGGGAGGAGAGGGAAGGGCAUCAAAAGCAGCAUCAGGUGGAGCAGAAGCAGCAGGUGGAGCAGAAGCAGCAGGUGGAGCAGAAGCAGCAGGUGGAGCAGAAGCAGCAGGUGGAGCAGAAGCAGCAGGUGGAGCAGAAGCAGCAGGUGGAGCAGAAGCAGCAGGUGGAGCAGAAGCAGCAGGUGGAGCAGAAGCAGCAGGUGGAGCAGAAGCAGCAGGUGGAGCAGAAGCAGCAGGUGGAGCAGAAGCAGCAGGUGGAGCAGAAGCAGCAGGUGGAGCAGAAGCAGCAGGUGGAGCAGAAGCAGCAGGUGGAGCAGAAGCAGCAGGUGGAGCAGAAGCAGCAGGUGGAGCAGAAGCAGCAGGUGGAGCAGAAGCAGCAGGUGGAGCAGAAGCAGCAGGUGGAGCAGCAGCAGCAGGUGGAGCAGAAGCAGCAGGUGGAGCAGAAGCAGCAGGUGGAGCAGCAGCAGCAGGUGGAGCAGAAGCAGCAGGUGGAGCAGCAGCAGCAGGUGGAGCAGCAGCAGCAGGUGGAGCAGAAGCAGCAGGUGGAGCAGCAGCAGCAGGUGGAGCAGCAGCAGCAGGUGGAGCAGAAGCAGCAGGUGGAGCAGAAGCAGCAGGUGGAGCAGAAGCAGCAGGUGGAGCAGAAGCAGCAGGUGGAGCAGAAGCAGCAGGUGGAGCAGAAGCAGCAGGUGGAGCAGAAGCAGCAGGUGGAGCAGAAGCAGCAGGUGGAGCAGAAGCAGCAGGUGGAGCAGAAGCAGCAGGUGGAGCAGAAGCAGCAGGUGGAGCAGAAGCAGCAGGUGGAGCAGAAGCAGCAGGUGGAGCAGAAGCAGCAGGUGGAGCAGAAGCAGCAGGUGGAGCAGCAGCAGCAGGUGGAGCAGCAGCAGCAGGUGGAGCAGCAGCAGCAGGUGGAGCAGAGCAGAGGUGGAGCAGCAGCAGCAGGUGGAGCAGAAGCAGCAGGUGGAGCAGAAGCAGCAGGUGGAGCAGAAGCAGCAGGUGGAGCAGAAGCAGCAGGUGGAGCAGAAGCAGCAGGUGGAGCAGAAGCAGCAGGUGGAGCAGAAGCAGCAGGUGGAGCAGAAGCAGCAGGUGGAGCAGAAGCAGCAGGUGGAGCAGAAGCAGCAGGGGAGCAGAAGCAGCAGGUGGAGCAGAAGCAGCAGGUGGAGCAGAAGCAGCAGGUGGAGCAGAAGCAGCAGGUGGAGCAGAAGCAGCAGGUGGAGCAGAAGCAGCAGGUGGAGCAGAAGCAGCAGGUGGAGCAGAAGCAGCAGGUGGAGCAGAAGCAGCAGGUGGAGCAGAAGCAGCAGGUGGAGCAGAAGCAGCAGGUGGAGCAGAAGCAGCAGGUGGAGCAGCAGCAGCAGGUGGAGCAGCAGCAGCAGGUGGAGCAGCAGCAGCAGGUGGAGCAGAAGCAGCAGGUGGAGCAGAAGCAGCAGGUGGAGCAGAAGCAGCAGGUGGAGCAGAAGCAGCAGGUGGAGCAGAAGCAGCAGGUGGAGCAGAAGCAGCAGGUGGAGCAGAAGCAGCAGGUGGAGCAGAAGCAGCAGGUGGAGCAGAAGCAGCAGGUGGAGCAGAAGCAGCAGGUGGAGCAGAAGCAGCAGGUGGAGCAGAAGCAGCAGGUGGAGCAGAAGCAGCAGGUGGAGCAGAAGCAGCAGGUGGAGCAGAAGCAGCAGGUGGAGCAGAAGCAGCAGGUGGAGCAGAAGCAGCAGGUGGAGCAGAAGCAGCAGGUGGAGCAGAAGCAGCAGGUGGAGCAGAAGCAGCAGGUGGAGCAGAAGCAGCAGGUGGAGCAGAAGCAGCAGGUGGAGCAGAAGCAGCAGGUGGAGCAGAAGCAGCAGGUGGAGCAGAAGCAGCAGGUGGAGCAGAAGCAGCAGGUGGAGCAGAAGCAGCAGGUGGAGCAGAAGCAGCAGGUGGAGCAGAAGCAGCAGGUGGAGCAGAAGCAGCAGGUGGAGCAGAAGCAGCAGGUGGAGCAGAAGCAGCAGGUGGAGCAGAAGCAGCAGGUGGAGCAGAAGCAGCAGGUGGAGCAGAAGCAGCAGGUGGAGCAGAAGCAGCAGGUGGAGCAGAAGCAGCAGGUGGAGCAGAAGCAGCAGGUGGAGCAGAAGCAGCAGGUGGAGCAGAAGCAGCAGGUGGAGCAGAAGCAGCAGGUGGAGCAGAAGCAGCAGGUGGAGCAGAAGCAGCAGGUGGAGCAGAAGCAGCAGGUGGAGCAGAAGCAGCAGGUGGAGCAGAAGCAGCAGGUGGAGCAGAAGCAGCAGGUGGAGCAGAAGCAGCAGGUGGAGCAGAAGCAGCAGGUGGAGCAGAAGCAGCAGGUGGAGCAGAAGCAGCAGGUGGAGCAGAAGCAGCAGGUGGAGCAGAAGCAGCAGGUGGAGCAGAAGCAGCAGGUGGAGCAGAAGCAGCAGGUGGAGCAGAAGCAGCAGGUGGAGCAGAAGCAGCAGGUGGAGCAGAAGCAGCAGGUGGAGCAGAAGCAGCAGGUGGAGCAGAAGCAGCAGGUGGAGCAGAAGCAGCAGGUGGAGCAGAAGCAGCAGGUGGAGCAGAAGCAGCAGGUGGAGCAGAAGCAGCAGGUGGAGCAGAAGCAGCAGGUGGAGCAGAAGCAGCAGGUGGAGCAGAAGCAGCAGGUGGAGCAGAAGCAGCAGGUGGAGCAGAAGCAGCAGGUGGAGCAGAAGCAGCAGGUGGAGCAGAAGCAGCAGGUGGAGCAGAAGCCGCAGGUGGAGCAGAAGCAGCAGGUGGAGCAGAAGCCGCAGGUGGAGCAGAAGCAGCAGGUGGAGCAGAAGCAGCAGGUGGAGCAGAAGCCGCAGGUGGAGCAGAAGCAGCAGGUGGAGCAGAAGCAGCAGGUGGAGCAGAAGCAGCAGGUGGAGCAGAAGCCGCAGGUGGAGCAGAAGCAGCAGGUGGAGCAGAAGCCGCAGGUGGAGCAGAAGCAGCAGGUGGAGCAGAAGCCGCAGGUGGAGCAGAAGCAGCAGGUGGAGCAGAAGCCGCAGGUGGAGCAGAAGCAGCAGGUGGAGCAGAAGCAGCAGGUGGAGCAGAAGCCGCAGGUGGAGCAGAAGCAGCAGGUGGAGCAGAAGCCGCAGGUGGAGCAGAAGCAGCAGGUGGAGCAGAAGCAGCAGGUGGAGCAGAAGCCGCAGGUGGAGCAGAAGCCGCAGGUGGAGCAGAAGCAGCAGGUGGAGCAGAAGCCGCAGGUGGAGCAGAAGCAGCAGGUGGAGCAGAAGCCGCAGGUGGAGCAGAAGCAGCAGGUGGAGCAGAAGCCGCAGGUGGAGCAGAAGCCGCAGGUGGAGCAGAAGCCGCAGGUGGAGCAGAAGCCGCAGGUGGAGCAGAAGCAGCAGGUGGAGCAGAAGCCGCAGGUGGAGCAGAAGCCGCAGGUGGAGCAGAAGCCGCAGGUGGAGCAGAAGCCGCAGGUGGAGCAGAAGCCGCAGGUGGAGCAGAAGCAGCAGGUGGAGCAGAAGCCGCAGGUGGAGCAGAAGCAGCAGGUGGAGCAGAAGCCGCAGGUGGAGCAGAAGCCGCAGGUGGAGCAGAAGCCGCAGGUGGAGCAGAAGCCGCAGGUGGAGCAGAAGCCGCAGGUGGAGCAGAAGCCGCAGGUGGAGCAGAAGCCGCAGGUGGAGCAGAAGCAGCAGGUGGAGCAGAAGCCGCAGGUGGAGCAGAAGCCGCAGGUGGAGCAGAAGCCGCAGGUGGAGCAGAAGCCGCAGGUGGAGCAGAAGCAGCAGGUGGAGCAGAAGCCGCAGGUGGAGCAGAAGCCGCAGGUGGAGCAGAAGCCGCAGGUGGAGCAGAAGCCGCAGGUGGAGCAGAAGCCGCAGGUGGAGCAGAAGCAGCAGGUGGAGCAGAAGCCGCAGGUGGAGCAGAAGCCGCAGGUGGAGCAGAAGCCGCAGGUGGAGCAGAAGCCGCAGGUGGAGCAGAAGCAGCAGGUGGAGCAGAAGCCGCAGGUGGAGCAGAAGCCGCAGGUGGAGCAGAAGCCGCAGGUGGAGCAGAAGCCGCAGGUGGAGCAGAAGCCGCAGGUGGAGCAGAAGCCGCAGGUGGAGCAGAAGCCGCAGGUGGAGCAGAAGCAGCAGGUGGAGCAGAAGCCGCAGGUGGAGCAGAAGCCGCAGGUGGAGCAGAAGCCGCAGGUGGAGCAGAAGCCGCAGGUGGAGCAGAAGCAGCAGGUGGAGCAGAAGCCGCAGGUGGAGCAGAAGCCGCAGGUGGAGCAGAAGCCGCAGGUGGAGCAGAAGCCGCAGGUGGAGCAGAAGCCGCAGGUGGAGCAGAAGCAGCAGGUGGAGCAGAAGCCGCAGGUGGAGCAGAAGCCGCAGGUGGAGCAGAAGCCGCAGGUGGAGCAGAAGCCGCAGGUGGAGCAGAAGCAGCAGGUGGAGCAGAAGCCGCAGGUGGAGCAGAAGCCGCAGGUGGAGCAGAAGCCGCAGGUGGAGCAGAAGCCGCAGGUGGAGCAGAAGCCGCAGGUGGAGCAGAAGCCGCAGGUGGAGCAAGAGGAGCGGCCGCAUGAGCAGCAAGGGUCACAUGUCGCCUGCGCCCUCUGCUCUCCUGCUGGGCAAAAGGAGCAGGAGGGAGACGAGGGGGGGAAGAAGGGCGAGAGGGAGGAGGCCGGCGAGGGGGGAGAAGGGGAGAAGCAGAGUGAGGAGGCAGGGCAAAGACAGGGAGGAGAGGCAGCAGCAGUGUUGGGGGAGGUAGGGAGGGGAGAAAAGGGGGAGGUGGUGAAAAAGAGGGGAGUUGAUGGGGUGACAGGGGGAGAGGGAGUGAGAGUGGAGGGGGGCAGUAGAUGUUGUAGAGGGGUGGAUGUUGUGCUGUUGAGAGAAGGCACUUUCCAGGGAGGAGAGAGAGGGGGAGUGCCAGUGAUGGAGGGGGGAGCGAGAAGGGAUAGGGCGAUAGAGGAGAGAGGCAGAGGGGAUGGGGGGACGGAGACAGGAAGUGGAGGGGGGAGUAGUGGAGACGGGAGGAGGGAUGGGGGGAUAAGUGGGAGCAGGGAGGAGGAGGAGGAGGGGAAAGGGAGGGUGGCGAGUGAGGGACGGGCAGCAUUGAAGCAAACGGACGAGUGGGUGCAUCUUUUGUGCGCUCAGGCGCUUUUUCCCAACUGUGCUGUUCUCGGUGCUCCUGAGGAUGCACCACUCAGCCUUACUGGUGCCAUCCCUCCCAGCAUGCAGCAGCGCCGCUGCUGCUUCUGCCACUCCUCAUCUGCACACCCACGCACACAGUGCACCACGCCAGGCUGCCCCUGUGUAAUGCAUCCCAUGUGUGCGCGCCACUGCUCUCGCCUCACCACUCCCCCGCCACCUCAAGAGCCACCUGAACAGUCCCCUCCUGUCUGCACUCCUAUCCCACCUCCCUCUACCGCCACUGCCACUGCCACUUCCACAACCCGCGCCACUGCCCCCACCACUGCCGCUGUCUCUCCUGCUCCUCCCCCAACAGCCUGUCCCACUGCCGCUGGUAUCGCCGCUGCUGAUUCUCCUGCCAUUGCAACACCUGCUGCUAUUUCCUCUCCUCCUCCUCCUCUCUCCUCCACUCCUUCCUCCAUUCCUGCUCUAGUGCCCUCCCAUCCUCUCUCCUCUCUCGAAGUAGCACUCCCUCCUCCUCCACCACCCACUGCCACCACCGCAGUCCCUGUCAAACCCACUCGGGCAGCUGUGAAAAUUCACUUGUACUGCCCAGAGCAUGCAGCAGCUUUCGGCAUCCGAAAGUUCGACCCCCAUUCCCAGCAAUCCCUCCUCCCCAGUAGCACCUCCCUGCUCCCCUCCAACGCACCUUUCUUGCCCUCAAAGCGCCGAGCUUCAGUUUCCUUCGCAAAUCAUGAGGAUCAGAAGAGGUGCUGUGUGGGAGUGGCUGAGGGGGAGGGUGGGGAUGAUGAUAGACUGGGUAGGGUGAUUGUGGGUGGAGCAGGGAGACAGGCGUUUGGAGCAGAACAAAGCUCGCAAGGAAAGCAAGCAGGGGGUGUGAAGACAAGGCCAUUGUUGAAGCUGCAGCUGUCUUACCUCGCCACACAUUCGGCUGCGCGUGCCCUCAAUGCACGCUUGCCUCCAGGCUAUCGAUACGUGCCCGUCACUAAACUCGAUAAUCACUAA